Arabis nemorensis is the source of this 1686-nucleotide messenger RNA. The record is from the annotation of a GenBank genome assembly. Lineage: Eukaryota; Viridiplantae; Streptophyta; Magnoliopsida; Brassicales; Brassicaceae.
AUGAGCAGAAGCGGCGGCGAUGGGGGCUCUAGGGUUUUGAUUCCGGCCGAUCUGCUCAAAACCAUACAAAACAUAAGAGAGAUGACAGGAAAACAACAUUCCGACGAGGAUGUCUUCUCUGUCUUUAAGGAUUGCUUUAAUGAUCCACAUGAGACUGCCCAGAAGCUCAUGUAUUUAGAUACAUUCCAAGAGGUGAAAAGCAAACGGGAGAGAAAGAAAGAGAAUUUAGUGACAAAAACACAAGAAAGGGGCAGGAAUGGUCGGAGGAACUCUGCUUCAAGAUACACAGAUGCCAAUAAUGGAAGAAGUGCAGGUUUUAAAAGGCAGACUGGAGCUAAUCACAUGAUAGGAGGUUCCAGAACUGCUUUGCCUGCUCCUAACAAAGCAAUAAAGGCUCCUAACCCUACGAGUCCUCCAAGCGGAAUCAGUAACCGUAAAACUCAAGAUGUUUCCAUCUCUUCUGUGAACAAGGGAAUUGCAGAGGAACAGCCUCUCGCCAAGUCUACUUCUUCGUCUGAGGAUGGUGUUGACCUGGGGAAGUCUAAACCCAGUGUUGUACCAGUGGCUGUAUCUGUAUCAGGUUCUGUUGUACAAAACGGUACUCAACAGGCUUUAGACGGAACUUCUCAGAUCUCACAGUCAGUCCAAGUCACUAAUUCUGAGGCUGCAGCCACUAAAGGCAAGAAUCAAUCGCUUCUCCAGUCAGACGUUGGUGAACGGCCACACGUGACAUUUCCUGUCCACCUUCGGGUUGCCAAAAUGCUGGAAAAUGGUCUGACAUUUGGGAGCUUCGGUUCCGAACUUGUGAAAGAGGCAUCUUCGGACAAUUGUACUGAUGGGUGUAAUGACUCCAAUAUUGUGUCUUCCCAUGAGACAGCGGCGUCAGCUAGGGAAGAUACAUCGACUUUUUCUCAAGAUAAGGACCAUGAGAUUUCUAAUUUCGCACCUAAGGCCGAGCUAGCAUUGCAGUCAGAGCAAACUGUUCUCCCUGUAGAAAGUUCAGUAGGAGAUAAACUGACAGAGGAGUUUUCAUCAAUCACAGACACUCAUCAGGCUGCAAAUUUUGAUGGUCCACCUAUCUCCUAUCCUGAUCAUUCCAUGGCAGCCACUCAACAGGCAAUGCACCUUCUUACGCAACAAUACCCUCCAAACUUUUUCCCUUACGGUCCCUAUUUUCCACCCUUCUAUAUGCCGCAACCAUACAAUCACCAGUACUUGAACCCAAAUGGGUUCCAGCAACAGUCUUACUUACCGCCUGGAGAUGAUGCUUCAACACCUCCAGGGCCUAAACUCUCUCUCCCUCACAUCAAAUCAGGAAGCGACACUGGAAACUCUCCACCUACGACAAUUCCAUCACCAUAUGAUUCAUACGCAGUUGCUUUUAACCACAUCCCAUCAGCACCCACCAUAAACUCUACCAACAAAGAAGAAAAGAAGGAAAACAUUUACACGAAUGGACAACUGAGUCUAGCCAACCUACAGGCCAGUGCCAUGUACAACUUGGCCCUUCAGGGUCAGCGAUUAGCUUUCCCGACCGUGCAGCCUGGAUUCACUGGAGUAUACCAACAAACACAACCAAUACUACGAGCUCCAACUACAUCUGGCAUGACUGAACCCAUAGGACUCCCGCACAUGCCCGAUCAGCAAACUCAAGCUGCACUAACGAAUCUCGCCAACAACAACUAG